Triticum turgidum subsp. durum (durum wheat) is the source of this 372-nucleotide messenger RNA. Lineage: Eukaryota; Viridiplantae; Streptophyta; Magnoliopsida; Poales; Poaceae. The record is from the annotation of a GenBank genome assembly.
AUGGCGGCGGCGGAAGAGAACGGCAAUGGGCUGGAGUUCCUAACAGAUCCUGUCGACAGGUCUUCUCACAGGUUCCCCUGGCCGGAUCUUGAAACCAACGAUUUAACUCCGGCCGGUGAGGCAGGUACAUGCCUCACACAGUCGGCUGCUGAAUCAAGCAUGGGAGAUGUUGGCGAUAACCCACUGUCAAUCCAAUUGGCCGUCAAUAAUGGCUGCGAAGCACUAAGCUUGUCGGCGGCCGAUUCGCAGCAAUCAACAAGAAAAGAUGACCCUCAAGCCCCCGGUUGGACUAGAAGGUACCCUCGCUUGGUUUCGAUCCUGCUUAACUUAACAUAUUCAUGUAAGCCAUAUUUGAUAAAAAAAGAACUCUGA